UGUGGUCCAACUGGCUUCAGAUGGUGUGUGUAUGUGCGUGUGCCUGCCUCAGAGUGUGUGAGACGAGCUGGGAUCAUGAGCCAGGCUCCAACCAAGUGGUUUUAAUCAGCAGCCCAUUAGAGGGGACUGGAAAACUUCUAACGGGAUGGGAGCUGAGUAAGUUGUUCCCGCAGCCCCAUGGGAGGGCGGUUCACAGGACCCUGCUCUUCUGGAUGUGGUGACUUCUUGCCAGGCACCAAGAAAGCACUCAGCAGCGGGAAUUGGGAAAACCCUCUGUAGCUUUGGAUAAAGCCCACUUUGGCAUUUUUACCCUGUCAGGACAUGGCUACUGCAUCUGCAAUGUGGCCAAGGGUGGAGUGAGGACAGCACGUUGGCCAUGGUUUGCGGGCACAGCCCCAGGUGCCGCAGGCUUUGUCGCCCUCGCCCCUUCCUCCUGGCCCUGUUGGUGGCUGUCUGCCUUUUCUGCCAGACCCUGACUCCCCUCAUGACCAACAGCUUCCUUUCAGCAGUUGUUAACGGCAUCUCACCAAACAAACAGAGUAAAACACGGCAAGGAAGGUACAAGGAGAUCUCAGCCAGAGACACACACUGCUUCUUCCCCAUCAGUGAUUCACACACAUUGAAAAAGAUUGAAGACACCGUUCUCCAGUACUUUGGAAGCCGUACGAGAAGAGCGAUUCUGUACGCACCUCCUGCCCACAGCAAAACUGAGCGUCAGCUCUAUCAGCACAUCCUGGAGAAGCAUGGAUAUGCAGUCACAGUCCUUGAAAACGGGCGACUGGUGGAAGAUCUGAGGCAUGAGGGCCCUUAUCACAGUAGCAUAAGCCCUUGGGAUCUUCUGAUCUGCUUAUCUUCCACAAAAGAUGAUACUAGCAGCUGCAUUCAGAGAGAUGACUUGCAUCAACUGGAGUUAUUCCAGAAGGUAAACCUACUUCCAGAAAUUCAGUAUUUCCUUUGCAGUAAAGAGGGAUUGUGCCAGAUAACAAAAGCCUUUUCAGACUUGCAGCUCUCAAUUGCCACCCCAGAGUGCUCCAGUUGGCAUGGACUGUCGAGGAACAGCACUACAAGCAACAUCACCCAUGGCGACAAAAGCAAUGUCAAGAUGCACAUCACCCAUCUGCAGUACUUAUGGAGCCAAACCGAUGGAGCACAGCUGAAUCAGGUGUUGGCUUCAUCGGACCACAAGGAUAUCCUUAAAGCUCAAGACCUUUCUGUCAUCAUAAAAGCAUAUGUGCUAGUCACAUCCUUAACACCUUUGAGGGCCUUUCUUCAUUCAGCUGCUACUGUCUGGCAUCCACCCAAGAAGAAGCACUUUUCUGUAAAGCUGCAAAGGUUUUUUGAGAUGUUCUUCAAAAGCAGUUCUCCCCAGCAAGCUUUUAACAACAUGAAAGAAGCUAUAAGCAAACUUCUACUUAUAACUGAGGUCCUCAGUGAAUCAUCUGCCACAGGACCAGGCUCUUUCAAUCAGUGCAGCCAAUGUUUUCAAAUGCUGACCUUUGACAUUGGGUUCAGCACCUCCAUACACCCUGUAGUUCUUCAGGUGCAUAAAAAUUUUGACUUUCAAGAUGAGGAGGAAUCAAAUCUUCAGGACCAAACUUUCAAAGAAGCUAUUUUUGAAGACACUUUUAAAUUUCUAUUGUCUAAUAAAUCCUCAAGUUCCAGUUUCAUAGAAGCUUUACAAAACAUACAUGGAUCAAUUGUGAGCAAGGAUGGAAUCUUCCACAAAGAAGGUGGACAAUGUUUGUCUUUAGAAGAGAUAAAUUCUGUGAUUACAUUUAUAAAAGAGGUGAAGAAUCUUGGACAAUUUGAGCUGCUUUACCCUUCCGCUGCACCCAAGUUCCAAACUUUACUGCAUGACCUUUAUCACAUGGUAGAUCCAAUGAGACGACUUGGCUCAGUCCUGACUAUACACUGGUUGCUUUCCAGUUUGCUUGAACAAUUCCAGUUCAUGACCAAAGAGACACAUUCAGAUCUUUCAGAAUGGAGAAGGAAGAAGAGCUCUAGAAAAUCAUCUCCAACUGCAAUGAAAUGGUUACAGCCCAGGAAUUCUUCUCAAGAAAAUGUGAUUCCAAAGCAGAAUUUCCGUUUUCACUUGUGGAAGAAUCAUCAAGCAUUGCCUUAUUCCAGUAAGACUAAAGAAACUCAGUGCAGUUAUGAUAAAGAUACCCUAUCUCAUAUCAGGCAGAUCUUCACCAGUCCACAGCUGGACUUGAAUCCUCAGUUUAACCCAAAGAUCAAGGAGUACUAUGCAGAAGUCCCAUUUGAUGUGGUGACAGUGAAGAUUGGAGCAGAACCUUCAAACUGUCAGUGCCAAGUUCACCUUGAUGAGGUGAAAGGACCAAGCACUGCUAAUUACCCACUUGGCCUUGGAUUGAACAAAAUUGUUGUUCUUGUAACAGAUGAUUCGCAGCCCAGUCCUCAGAUUGUGAGCAGCUAUAAAAUCAGAAUCUAUCGAGAGGACCGCCCUAGUCUGCCUUUGUUUGAUGACUUUAUGAUAUGUGGCUUUGUGCAGGUAUUGUUUCUCUUUUCUUUUAUUACACAAAGUAAUAGUGGAUUUUUCUGGUUUCUCUGUAGAGUAUCAUAUUUGGUGAGAUUAGAAUCUGGGCUCUAAUUUCUGUAAUUGUAUGAAAUGUAACAUUAACACAAGUUUUUCGGUAUAAAAAGUACAUACCUGUUACUGUCAGCAUGCAUUCGAGAACUCUAGGUUAAUUAAUCCUUUCUUUGGUCAGCCAAAGCUUACCCAUCAGAGAGUCUGCAGGAAAAUUGUCUCAAUACCAUGUGAUGGGGCAGACAGGACUUUCUGUACCUAUCUAUCUGUGACACUGGAGCUGUGGAAAUUCUUUUACCACCAUAGAUGUCUAUAAUGUUGGCACAUUUGACGCUGUUCGGAAUAAAUGAUGCUAGAAAACUUA
Coturnix japonica (Japanese quail) is the source of this 2912-nucleotide messenger RNA. NCBI's taxonomy places the organism in Eukaryota, Metazoa, Chordata, Aves, Galliformes, Phasianidae. The record is from RefSeq and is a predicted model, not a curated record.